Molecule: messenger RNA, 1832 nt
Organism: Microcebus murinus (gray mouse lemur)
Lineage: Eukaryota; Metazoa; Chordata; Mammalia; Primates; Cheirogaleidae
Gene: SRD5A2
Product: steroid 5 alpha-reductase 2
Biological process (GO): steroid biosynthetic process
Cellular component (GO): membrane
Molecular function (GO): 3-oxo-5-alpha-steroid 4-dehydrogenase activity
Source: RefSeq, a predicted model, not a curated record
GCUCUCCUCUACGUGGGCAGCAGCCACUGGCGGGAGCGCGGCGCGAUGCCGGGCCGGUGCCAGCAGAGCCCAGUGCUGGCAGGCAGCGCCACUUUAGUUGCCUUGGGGGCACUCUCGCUGUACUUCCCGGAGCCCGCCGGCUACGGGAAGUACACGGAGACCCUGACGCCCUCGGCUGUCCGCCUGCCCGCCGGCGCCGCCUGGUUCCUGCAGGAGCUGCCCUCCUUCGCGGUGCCCGCGGGGAUCCUCGCCUGGCAGCCCUGGUCCCUCUUCGGACUGCCUGGGACUGUGCUUCUGGUCCUCUUCUGCGCGCAUUACUUCCACAGGUAUUUUUCUAGGAAAAACAAAAGAAGCUGUUCCUACAAGGACUUGUAUACAAAUACUUGCAGCAAAUUUUUUUGUAGUGGCCUAAAACUGGAAACACCACCACUGCUGAUCAGCAGGACAUUUGUUUACCCACUGCUCAACAGAGGGAGGCCUUUUCCACUUGCAAUAAUUUUCAAAGGCUUUGUCUUCUGCAUGGGAAAUGGAGUCCUUCAAGGCUACUAUCUGAUUUACUGUGCGGAAUACCCUGAUGAGUGGUACACCGACAUACGGUUCAGCUUGGGUGUCUUCUUAUUUAUUUUGGGAAUGGGAAUCAACAUUCACAGUGACUAUAUAUUGCGCCAGCUCAGGAAGCCUGGAGAAACCAUCUACAAGAUUCCUCAAGGUGGCUUGUUUACAUACGUUUCUGGAGCCAAUUUCUUUGGUGAGAUUGUUGAAUGGAUCGGCUAUGCCCUGGCCACGUGGUCCCUCCCAGCGCUUGCAUUUGCAUUUUUCUCACUUUGCUUCCUUGGGAUGCGAGCUUUUCACCACCAUAGGUUCUACCUCAAAAUGUUUGAGGACUACCCCAAAUCUCGGAAAGUGCUUAUUCCAUUCAUCUUUUAAAGAAACCAAAUAAAAAAGGAGCAAACCUCCUGGAAUACUGGUGAAAACUGUCAAGCUGCUGAGACUGUAACUUUCAUGAUAUCAUAUUCCAUGAAAUCUCCCAUAUGUAUAUACAUUAGUUCUCUUGGUGUUCUGCCAGCUGGCCUGGGAUUCUGAGUGGUGCCUGCUUAGUUUACUCCCACCCUGCCAGGGAUCCCCAUCCCCAUCUCCUGUUGAACCCUUUCCAGAUGGAGACAUUUGCUUCUUAGCUAUUCCUCUUAGAAAGUGCAAAACGUCCCAUAAGUAUUUUCUUCAUUGGUUAAUCCAAGUAAAGGUGGCUUUAUACGUACUCUCUAUUCAUGUUGGACAGCUCUGUAAUCAAGAAUGUUUUGAAUUGGGGCCAUGCUUCUAGAACUUAUUAAAGGUACACAUUUUGUUCCUGGCCAGAGUAGCAGAAAUUUAAACUUUGAAACCACAUUGACCCAGAGCAAACCCAUUCCUAAAAGAAAAUCCAUUCAUGUCUUCCUUCUUUUUCAAUUAGGAAAGAUAUGAAAUUAUUAAGCACACCUUUAAUAGAGGAUCCCUUUCCUCCUACUGCAAAAUGAAAAUGCAUUAACUCCAGUUCGUAUUUGUGCUGUGUCUUAGUUGAUGAGUACCUCUGUCUUCCAGAAGUUUCACAAUCCCCGUUGGAGAUAUUUUAGUCUAACCCAGAACACUGGUGUGGGUUUUCUUGAGGGCCAGGUUUUAAUGACCACAAAGAAAAAGACAUGACCCUGGUUUCCUCCCAAGAGAGUGGAAAAGUGUUUUACAAUACACAUUGCAAACUCUUAUGUUCUUGGAAGCUGGUGGGCAUAUCCAAAUAAUGAGAAAGUGUUAGGUAAGGAAAAUUCAUGAUUAAUCACUUGACUUCACACUUCUGCUAAAAA